Molecule: messenger RNA, 2442 nt
Organism: Symbiodinium sp. CCMP2592
Lineage: Eukaryota; Dinophyceae; Suessiales; Symbiodiniaceae
Source: the annotation of a GenBank genome assembly
AUGACAAAGCUUCGCCAAAGCCGCAGCAGCAGCAAAGGAAGCACAGGGACCUCGACCACACGGCCUGGCAGCGAGACACCGCGCCGCCGCUACGAGACCCGAACUUUCUGGGACCAGUGGUAUCGAAAGCACGGGGAAGCCGUGGAGUGGAGUGGUCCAGUGAAUGACAUUGUCCUACAGGCAAUCACGGAGGUCCUGAAGGGACUACCAAGAACAGAGGAGCCUCUGCGAGUUUGCGAGCUCGGAUGUGGGUGCUCGCAUCUGGCCCCAAUGCUGCGUGAUGCCGGAGUGACUGUGAUCGGAGUGGACUUCUCCCAGGAGGUGAUCAGUGCCAACAGGAUGCGGUAUCCGGACAUCCAGUGGGAAUGCUGGGAUGCCUUGCAACUUGCGGAUCGUUUCGAUGCCGGCUAUUUUGAUGCAAUCGUUGGCAAGACACUUAUUGAUUGCUUUUUGACCAGGACGGAUGCUGCUGGUUCGAUUCGGCGGAUGCUGCAGCAGUGCCACACGGUCCUGAAAGACAACGGAUGCAUGAUGUUGCUCGACAAGGCUAGCUCGGACAGCAUCAUCGGACGUGGCCGUACACGUCAGCUGACCGUGGACCAUCACAAGAUGCUGACCUUCCGUAUCUUGUACCCGCAGCCGAGGCAGAGUUGCCGCACGAGCCCGGCAGCAGAAGAGUGCGACCCGCAGAGGCAGUGGGAGCUGGAGAUCGAGCCGACGUUGCACAAGCACUUCGUUGUUCGACCAGCAGCCGCGGGCUGUGGAUCGUUGGUGGUGUGGUCGACGGACAAUGUGGCCACAGCAGCAGGAAUCGAGACCGGUGACCUGAUACUAGGCUACCGUCGAAGCGGCGUCAAAACCAUGACGGUUGGCAACGCGGCGGAGACGGCGAAAGUCAUCCGCACGUCUCUGAGGAGUGUCACUUUGCUCAUGGAGCGGCCGGCCUCUGGAGCCGCGCGACGAAAGACCGCCUCGUUGAAGACGAGGUUGAUGUCGCGCCAGUCCACUUCGCAAUCAAAGAUACGUGCAUGGACAUGCGUGACAGUGAUAGCGUAUCAAUCUCUCACGACGGUGAUUGUCGGCCUUACGCUGAAUGAAUUGGCCAAGCGAAUGGACUUACAAAAUGGCUUGCAGCUUCACGGUCUCUUUCUUGGACGCGCCGUCGGAGCUGUGUUUGGCACUAUGCUUGGUGGCUGGUUGUGCGAUGUUUGCCCAAUUAAAAUCGCUAUGUGCUGCUGCAUUGGCAGCUCAGCCUUGACUGUAGUGGCGAUUCCCUUUGCGGCAUCCUCUGCCAGCCUUCACAUUCUGUCCGCCAAUUUUGUUUUGCUGGGCUGCUGUGGCUCUGCCCUGGUCUCCUUUACCGUUUCAGCGGCUUGCUGGAGCUUUCCAGGGAAAGAGGUUGGCCCGAUACUGGCACUUUGCAACGGGGCAUUUGGCAUGACCAGUGCGGCGCUUCCCUUGGCUUUCAAGGUUAGUCAAGAGGUUUGGUGCUCCUGCUAUGCGGCCCGCGGCGCGGAUGCCGAUCAGUUUCGCAGGCAGAUGCAGGGCGAUCCUGUCGCAGAAUAUGGUUUUGUUGCUCUGUGUGCCGCUCCGCCUUUGGCUUUCCUGGCAGCGAGCCAGGCGCCGCAGAGGCCAGUGGAAAAGUCAUCCGAGCUGGAUUCGGAUGACAGCUCCGAGGACGACACAGGUCUUUGGUCAGCGGCUGCAAAGAGAUGGAUAGCUGUUCUCGCAGCAGCAUUGGUGCAGUUCCUGUUCUCCGGAGCAAACUCUGCUUUGCUGGGCUGGAUUGUGUCUUAUGCCGACGGGGAGCUCCACGACCUCGAAGUGGCACCCGUUCUGGUGAGCCUACUGCAGGGCUCCUUGAUGCUCGGUUCUUUUGGAGCUUCUAGAUAUCAGCAGUAUUUCCACCUGUGGGAUUUGGCUCGCGGCCAAGUUGUCUUAGUCUUGCUGGGGCUUCUUUGCUGGCUGCCGUUUACCUCCUCUGUGCUGGCGACGGUGCUGGCCUUGAUAUGGUACGGCCUUGCAGGCGGCCCUCUGGUGACCUACGCCAGCACACUGCUCAACCAGCACUGCAGCCCAACUGGAUUUCAGUUGGCCGUUGGUCAGCUUGCCCUCACGACUUCGACCAUGCAAGCACUGCAGAUUGCAAGUGCAUCGCCCAGCUUCGGCAACUGGUUACCAGAAUUCGUACAGGUAGAUCCCACGGCCCCAGUGCCCUUUGCAGCUACCUGCUCUGGAAUUAUUUGGAGGACCAUUUCUGGUCGGCAUGCUAAUGAUCAGACUGGGGCAUCCGGGCCGGCACAGCUAGGUUUCAGCCGGCUUAUUCUCGUCCGCUCCAGACGACUGGAUUGUGUGGACAAGUUCAAACAUGUGACCAAAAGCUUUAUCGGCGUUUUGGCUGAUGAAGACGACCACGUCCCGACCUCUGUCACAGGCCGUUAG